AUGGAGUCUUUUAAAAGAACUUUGACUCAGUUCUUUCCCGGAAAGGCUACCCUCACUGCUGCCUCUCUCCCGCUGCAAGCGGGUCGGGUAGUGAUGAUCACCGGCAGCACAGCGGGUAUAGGACUUGCGCUCACGCGAAUUUAUUAUGAUGCCGGAGCCAUAGUUUAUAUGGCAGCUCGUAAUGAGGCGAAAGCCCAAACUGCCAUCCAAGACAUCACGACUAACAGCACAUCUAAGACCCCUGGCACAAUCAAGUUUCUUGCGAUCGACCUCUCUGAUCUGAGUACAAUCAAACCUUUUAUCACUGCAUUUCUAUCACAGGAGUCGCGACUUGAUAUUCUUCAUAAUAAUGCCGGGGUUGCUUGUGUUCAAUUGUCGCAGCGUACAGCCCAGGGCUUGGAGCCGCAAGUAGGCACCAACUGUGUGGGCCCUUAUCUCCUUACCUCACUUCUAUACGACAUUUUGGUCCAGACAGCGGCCGCGGCAGAUACUACUCCCAAUAGUGUACGGGUUGUCUGGACCAGUAGUCUCCUGGUCGAUACCUCAGCACCACCAGAAGGCGUUCCACCGGAAGAGCUUGAGAACCCCACUGAGGAUUUUCUUCGAAACUACACAAUCAGCAAAACUGGAAACUGGUUCCUUGCUGAUCGCUUUGCAAAACGAUUUGAUACUGCAGCUGAGGACAAUACUGCAGCUAAAGGCAAAAAGGGAGUUGUCAGCAUUACUGCAAACCCAGCAACAGCACAAACAGGCAUAUACGAGGGGGCUUCAAAGCUCUCGAUACUUUUGAUGAAGCCUUUUUUCGCUAGUGUUUUAAAUGGUGCUCAUACCGUGCUGUGGGCUGCGUGUAGCAAGGAUAUAACGGACCAAGAUGGCGGACGCUAUGUGAUCCCAUUCGGGAGGUGGCACCCAAACCCGAGAAGAGAUUUGUUGGAUGCGAUGUCUGGGAAGAAUGGCACAAACUUUGCAAAGGGACUAGAGGAUUGGAUUGAGAAGAUUGUACUUGCGUAUCGAUGA
Penicillium angulare is the source of this 1017-nucleotide messenger RNA. Its product is annotated as short-chain dehydrogenase. The transcript has a single exon. Bases 1 to 1017 code for a protein of 338 amino acids. NCBI's taxonomy places the organism in Eukaryota, Fungi, Ascomycota, Eurotiomycetes, Eurotiales, Aspergillaceae. The record is from RefSeq and is a predicted model, not a curated record.